Molecule: messenger RNA, 4244 nt
Organism: Venturia canescens
Lineage: Eukaryota; Metazoa; Arthropoda; Insecta; Hymenoptera; Ichneumonidae
Exons: 15
Coding region: 222-1430 (402 amino acids)
Source: RefSeq, a predicted model, not a curated record
GCAUAUGGCGGAAUGGUAGGAAAAUGGUCGGUGAAAGUGAUGAAAGAUCUCGUAGUUCGAGAUGUAUCCGCAAGCGAUAUCAGCGCCUGGUUACGAAUAGGAUACGUCUGUGAGGCUUGGCAGUUGUGUUGAGUAAAAAUUAUUUCAGAGUAAAAACGUUUCAGAGUAAAAACGUGUACUAGAGAUCGGAUUAAUAAAUAAUCAACAAAUAAAGUCUCGCCAUGGGAAAAUAUUGUGCUUACCCUGGGUGUCGGACCGGUCGCUGUGCAGAGCGGUCACAGCGAAAGCGGUUGGGGAAAAGGCAGGCUUCAGUAUUCAAGGUGCCAAAGCAUAUGGUUCAUCGCUGGAGUGAAGCAGUCCAACAGGACCUCACGACGGAGCAGUUCAUAUGUGAACUCCACUUUGCGGACAAGAGUGUUGUUCGAGAAGACCGUGUUGUCAGGACUGAUGGUGUCAUCGAAAUGGUCCCUCGUAGCAAAUAUUUGCUUGUCGAUGAUGCAGUGCCGAUUGCAGUUCAGAAUAAGGAGAACGCUAAUGACGCCAGCUUGCCGGGACUAUCGAACGCGCCUUCAACUGGACAGAUUGAGAACAAUAUCCUGGACGAAACUGAUCGACGGGAUCGACGGAUGACGUGCAGUGAUGGUGAUGGUGACGAUGAUGGAGACGAUCAUGAUCAAAUCGGAUUUAACACUUUUGGUGACCACCUUUUGAAGACGACGUCGGAAAGUUCGCUUGCCAGUAGUUUCGCGUAUGAUGACGUGCGUGAUGUACCGUUUGGGUACAACAGUGAUGCAAUGGACAUCACUUCGGAAGAGCCUGUUAGCGACGAUGUUCGGGAAGAAGCUAAUGAUGAAGGCGGAGUAUGCAGCGUUGAAAGUGUGAUCGAUCGACUCAAACAGGCAUUGUUGCCCGAGAGUUGGUGUUGGACAAUGAAUCCUCGCGAGGAAUCUGGCAUCGUCUUCGUACAAAUCGACAGACACACAUUUCAAUCGCGUAUGAAACUUUUUCUGCAUAACGAUCUUUCUGUCACGAUUCAAGCUUUCGACAGCGAGGUCACGAUCGAAUGCGGGAGAAUUAUGACAUCCAUUGAAGAAAUAAUUCAGUUUCUGCGUCACGCGGAAAAUGGCAUCGUGUGCUGUGGAGUUGGGCUAGAGAGCGAAAAGCGCGCAGAAAAUUGUUCCGGCUUUGUAGGAGCGGCAUUAUACAGCAAGUUCGUGCCAAUACCCCGGUGCACUGCUUGCAAACAAAGGCGCAAAAUCCUACAAAAUCGAAAAAAUCGUCGCAAGACGGAUGUUCGUGCUCGAUACGCCCGGAGUAAACAGACAUCAGAGCAGCGGCAACGCCAAUGUCGCCGUUUAAAGCAAAAGGUGUACUCCUUGUUGACGAAAUGUCGCUCAGCGAAGCUAUUAACUUCGAUCGCAAAACAAUGAACUUUAAUGGUUUUGUCGAUCUCGGCCAUCAUACCCCCAUCGAACAACAGAACACUCGAGCAGAUCAUGCGCUUGUGUUCAUGUUCCAGCCGUUUCGAGGAGCGUGGGUUCAAGUUCUCGGCUGUUUUCUGAGCAAGAACUCCGUCACAAGCCAAGUUCUUCACAAGCUCAUCUUGGAGUGCAUCUUGUUGCUUGGUGGCUCUGGAUUUCAUGUGGACGCUGUGACUAUUGAUGGAGCACAGUGGAACCGAGGAGUAUGGAAUUUGUUCGGAAUCAGCGAAAACCAGUUAUCUUGCGAACAUCCUUUCGAUCCCAAGCGACGACUUUGGAUGAUGUCAGAUUUUCCUCACCUCAUAAAGUGCUUCCGAAAUGGGGUUGUGCAGUGUCCGUCAUUCUCGACACCCGAAGGUAUUGUCCUUCUUCGUCACUUCGAGGCUCUUCUUCAGCAUGAGGCGCACACCAAGCCAAAUCUUAGUGUUGCAUAUUUUUUGACAUCGGCGCAUUUGCAACCGAAGGGAUAUCAGAAGAUGAACGUUCCUCUUGCAUUCCAGCUGUUCUCUGACCGAGUCCGAGUUGCAAUGGAAUUGUAUAAGAAUGAUCCGACGUGUCCAGAUUUGCACGACUGCCAACCAACGGUCAAGUUCGUUGAAGUGGUUGACAGGCUUAUUCAUGCAAUGAUGUCGCGUACACCGAUCACCGCUAUGCGUCCUUCGGAUACGUGUCCACAGAAAAAGCACAGCUUGCACGGCAAUCAUUGUGCAACACAACAUAUACCUGGAACCAUAUUAUGUUACGGGAAUAACGUAACAGGAAACGAAAUGUACAUGCGGAAUCAACAAAGUCGAAUGCUACGCUUGCAGUAAAACUGCAGCGAGAGAAGUGCAUCAAUACUUCCUACAAUAAACAUAAUUAUCGCAAUGCACAAUAAAAUAUUGCGACCGUAUGGCGUGCCAUUAUGAUAUCAUGUUGAAAUGACAACAAAUUUAAUACAAUUUCAUAAAUGACGUAAGUGAAGUACGUGUAUGGCGUUUUUAUUCGCACGCAGUACUUUCAUCUGCACAAGAACGCAACUAUUUCAGCAUGCUCUAUAUUCCUGUGUACACACAAAUGUACAAUAAAAUCCCAAUCUAUUCUUGGUAUCUAUCCUAUUUGCUUUAACACGAUUCUUAUUUUCCAUUGCUAUAUAUGUUUAACUAUUGAAAAUUACUUGUACUGCAUUAAAGUAUUCGUAUAUUUUCAUUCAGUACAAACAGUGUUUAAUAUGGUGUUGGCCUGACAAAGCUUACAAUUAAUGCACAUUUUCGUGGCAUGAUAUAUCUGUUGUCAUAAUUACUCAGAUAUUGAUAAGGAAAACAAGUAACUCCAAUCUCUGGUGUUACGUUUGACAACAACGGGUUCAAUUGUAAUUUUUAACAAAUUCCACUAUUUGUAAUUAUUUUUCACAGACUUCUUGUAAUACUAAAAUUGUUAUUAAUGUAGGCCAUUGAAGAUUUCCUUCGCUACCUGGAUGAAUGGCAAAGAAUCGCAAAGAAAGAAAAGUCGCCUUUCCCAAUUUCAAAUCGCACGGUAACGGGAUUGAAGGUCACUCUGGGUGCCACGUUGGAACUUCUAGAGCAUCUGAAAAGUGCCAACUACGAAUACCUUAUGACUGCUCGACUCAAUCAGGAUGCACUCGAGCGCUUUUUCGGUAUGAUGCGAGACGCUUGCGGCAGUAACGACCCCAUCCGGAUCCAACCUUGUUUGCUCAAGUAUACCGUCUUCUCAGCACGUACUCCCUCAUCAAGCCGCCGAAGGGUGGUAACGUAUGUGGUACUGAGCUACUGGAGACUCUAAUGGGAACUAAAGAGUCCAUGGCAGAGAAAGCUAACCAUAAGAGGAAAUUUCUGGAGAAGCUCGAUGCUCUCAUUGAAAUCGGACAAGUAAACGAAUCCACCGAUACCUCUCUCACGGAAUUAUCUCAGCAGGAUAGCCGGUAUUUGGACAUCGGGUCUCAAUCCAGUCUUAAUCAUCUCUCGACACACGACUACGAUGUAGUCAAAACAAGCGACGAAGUUCAAGCGUACAUUGCGGGUUACGUUGCUCGAAAAUGUAUUCGGUUGACCAAAUGUCACGCUUGUAUUGAUUGUUUGAAGAAUGACGACAGGUGUGGUCGCGAUAAAAUUGUGGAUCUUAUGGAUCGCUAUGGUGGACUUGUGUGUCCGAGUGAAGAGCUCUUCAAACUUACGAAAUGUUUGGAAGAGGUUAUUCUCAACGUCGUGGGCACAUUGGCGAUCAAAGAGGACACUCUGUUCCAAAUCAUUCGAAGAGUUCAAGAGACGCGCAACCUGAACUUGGUUGGAUGUUCGGAACAUAAAGAAGACAUGACAAAAUACGUCAUCAAUUUCUACCUUUUGAUGAGAGCAAAUUUUCUGGCGGCUUCAUUGAACAGGAAUUGCGAUGCAAAAAAAGUCAGGAGUAAAGCGUUGCGUAAAAACGCCAAGCUGUAAUCUCAUCGUACAAGAUAAAAGAUUUGCUGAGGCUGUUAUUUCAAUGCCACAAACUACGAGUUCUAUCGCUCAGUGGCAAGGAAAUUACUAAUCUACUACCCGCUAUAGCUUCGUUAAUUAAUCUUGAACAUCUGGACCUUGGUAAAAACAGUAAGCUCAGUGCACUCCGUUCUUCAAAUACUUUUUUGCAAUUAGCUCAGGAAUAUUUAUCCGUGUUGAGAACUUCGUUAUGAAAUGAUUGAAAAAUUAUAGAUGUUGCUGUUCAAGUUAGUGAAUCGCACUAAAAAUAAAAAAAAAUAUCUACGAAAUACAUGAUCGUUUUGAGUAA